CUUUCGAAACUGGCCAACGUCCGACGAAUCAACUUUAUGCCGGCUGCUAUUGUGGUUGAGCUCGUUAGUGAUGAUGUUAUCAUCAUGCUUCGGACUCGUUUUUCAACUCCACGCGAGAUCAGACGCGCGAGCGUGAAGACCCAAGCCAGUAUCCCGCAGGUCUGCUUCCUCAAGAUGCAACGAAUUACAUCCAUGAGCCUGAAUGGGGUAUGUUCAGUCCAGGCAUGAGAGUUUCAACCGCACCUGCUGCAGACUCUCGACCCAUGACAUCUGGCAUUUUUUUGCGAAAAGGAGAUACCCAGUGUAUCACAGUGGCAAGCCAUGCUUUUCCGGACACACAAGAGGUGUUCCACCCCGCGCCACACGGUGACAAAAUCGGGGAUAUUAUCAAACGACAUCCAGAACUAGAUACAGCAAUGGUGCAGCUCACGCCUGCCAAUUCCCACCGGUUCACUAACAACACAUACUUCCAAGCUGAGCCACCCAGACGCCUAGCUCUAUCUUCCGACAUAACCCCCGGGACAUGGUUCGAAGCCGACGGCAUGAACACAGGCUUGCUGUCCUUCCUGUGUUUGGGAAAAGCCCUCGAGAAACCUGCACGCCCAAUUACUGACAUCCCCGCUGACGAGUGGAAACAAAGCACCUUCUUCAAUAUUUUUGGUACGAGGAGUCCGCAAAUAAUGGAAGGUAUUUAUGGCGCACCACUUGUGGAGGCGGGGACUGGACUUGUUGCCGGGCUUUUGCAUUCAGCAAAUGGAGUUUGGGCCGAGUGCGCUGCGCUCGAUGACCUUGUUGCUGAAAGGUGGGGGAGUCGCUUAGGGUAACCUUUUCUUCUCUUGACAUGGCUUCCAUGGAUUUCUAUGGCGUUUAACUGGGGCACUGUGUUUCUCGGAGUUUGAUAAGGACUGUGAGGUGCUCUGGUCAUGUUUCUGCCUUUGACAAACUAAGUAGGUAAUAUAUAAAUUAAAUCUACGAAGUUAUGGGCCAAAAGACAUCGUACUUGAAGGCCAGGAAAG
Aspergillus glaucus CBS 516.65 is the source of this 1016-nucleotide messenger RNA. RefSeq lists its product as uncharacterized. The coding region runs from base 210 to 824 and encodes 204 amino acids. NCBI's taxonomy places the organism in Eukaryota, Fungi, Ascomycota, Eurotiomycetes, Eurotiales, Aspergillaceae. The record is from RefSeq and is a predicted model, not a curated record. The transcript is spliced from 2 exons.